AUGGGACCGGGAUUUCAAUUUAUGAUGGGCAAUACAAUUCAAGGGGAUGAGCUGAGCCUGAAAGUGAUGCCUCCUUGGGUGUGUGUAUCAAUAGUAUUUGGGGUGGUGCUGGUGGGGCAAAAAAGUGUGAAUGGCGGCUGUUGGCAGCGGCGUCUUUGCUGCCCUGGAAGGAACACUUCAUGCAAGGCGCUCGAUGACGGAAUUGGUCAUUUACCAUUGCACGGACUUGCCUCCGCUCACCAUAAUCAUUUCCAACGCCUCAGUCAGAAAUUCGGAAUGAGCAAGCCAAAUGAAAGAGAACGAGCGCCACCAGUGCCCCAUUACAGCAACGAUCGUGAUGAUGUGCGACUCGUUUAUCCAAAUGUUUACGAUGCUUUGAACAAUGAGAAGCUUGGUCAUUUGGUGAUGCCAGAUGUGGUCGCAUUGAAGGAUUCUGGAGCCGAGCUACUCUACAACAAAUACGGACUUAAAGCUGAUCAAAAUGGCGCUCUAUCUACCACAACGACUCCUGCCCCGGAUCCUUCAGCGAUCAAAAUGUGGAAGCAUUUGCUGUUCGGGAGGGAACAAGGCCCCGAUGAGGAGCCCCUCGAGCGAGUACAUUUUGCCGAGAUGCCCAAGAAUCUCCUCGUUAGAUACUCGGUUUUGCAGCACCACAUCCCACUCACAAUAGCGACACUGACCGAUUUAGAGGACGAGCCACAGCAGCUCAUGUAUCUAGAGGCACCAGAAAUCGAGUGCUACUGCGACGAGGAGUGCGUGAAAUUGGGCGAUUGUUGCUCCGAUUACACAUACGUUUGUCCGCCGCAAGAUUGCCUAGUCGAUCCGUGGAAUCCUUGGGAGCCUUGUAUUCCAGAUCAUGGUUUCUGUGGAAUCGGUAUGCAACGACGAGAGCGUCGCAUACGAGCCGCUCCAGAAAGAGGAGGUGCUGAAUGUCCUGCACUCCUCGAGAUGCGCACAUGUUGGAAAAACUGCCGCUCAUCGGAACAAGCGAAAAAGAGUGUGAAAUUGAAGACAACGCACUACUAUUGUAUCGAAUACGAGCUCGGAUGGGUGAAUAAAAACUGCGUGAACAAAGCGAUUACCAAGCAUUUACAUCGAGGGAAUCGUAUCUGUGCUGAGUGUCAACCGCAUGCACGACAACAUCGGAAGACGGACAGAUGCGCCUCCGAUUUGGAUGACGGGGAGAGCGGUUUCUGGAAGUUGAUCGGCCCGAAAAGCUGUAAUGGGAUUUGGACGAGAGUUGAGAGGAAAAAUCAUUGUCGAUGUUCAAGAGAUUGGCCACAUCUUGACCCUUUUCUUCUCGUU
This is a messenger RNA of Mesorhabditis belari, 1305 nucleotides long. Lineage: Eukaryota; Metazoa; Nematoda; Chromadorea; Rhabditida; Rhabditidae. The record is from the annotation of a GenBank genome assembly.